GUCAAUCGUCACUAUAGCAACGGAUACAAUCUUGUAAGUUAGCGUGUGAACAAAUUGACCUGUUAUUUUUUAUAUCUGUGACUCCAUUUCUCAGUCAAGUAUGGUGGAGGAGUCAGAUACAUACCACAUCCGACCUAACCAUCGGCUGAAGUUUAAACCAGCUGUGGUAAAGCGAUACAUCCAUGACAUUGUGAGGGAGCGUCUUUCUGACAUGCAGUAUGAUCCAGAGACUGUCGCAGAGUUGACCCGGUCACUGGCAGAGAGCAUAAAGGACAAAGUGAAGACUGCAGAAUUUGACAGAUACAAGAUUGUUGUGCAGGUGCUCAUUGGAGAACAACGAGGACAAGGAGUGAAGAUGUCUGCCAGGUGUUUGUGGGACGCAGACACGGACAACUAUGCAGACGAUGUUUUCAUGAAUGACAGCUUGUUCUGUGUGGUGACAGUUUUUGGAAGCUAUUAUUACUGAAGACUUGAAGCAUGGAUGACAGCAGAUCCUUUUAUAUGAAGAGAUAUGAAAUGAACAUUUGUGAGACGCCACACUACCAGCUCGUCAGCUUCUGCUGAGUGGAAAUAUGUCAUUUCUGUCUCUUUCAGACGUAUGAUUCUCACACAUCCUGUAUAGGACCUUUGCUGAUGUAGUGAUAAUAUAAUGAAUGCUGUCGGUGUAAUUUCCUGACUUGACAAGAUAGUUAUUGAUGACAGAAGCUGUUUGAACAGCUAAUUCUGGAUUGCACCUAAAGAUGUUCCAGUCUGGACUCCCAGGUGUUGAAAAGAUGGUGUCAGGUCAGCUGGGCAAAGGAACUUUCCCAAAUUCAUUUCAUUUUAAAGGAUAAUUCAAUAAAAUAAAAUUAUCUUAACCAACUCAUGUUAUUGUUUGCCCUUUGGAGCUGCUGUAUCAGAAAAGGUCAGAAUGAAAAGAAAUGAUCAUCAACUUUUAUAAUUAUAGAACAAGUCAACACAACAUAUCUGGAUAGCAUCACAACUAUUGCCACUUUCUUUAUUCUGCAUUCUACAAAUUCUAGUACUUCCUUGACAGUUAUGCUGUAGCUUAGUUUUUUGUGAAUAUUCAAAUGUCUUUAUGAACUGUCUAUGUCUAAGCAACUUUAAACGUUUAGAGCUGCAGACAGCUUCUAUAACGGGUUAAAGAAACUCCUGAUAUUUCUUUCAUUUCUGUCAUCAAAUUUAAGCUGAAAAAAUAAACCAGUGAAGACGUUAAUGAUGAAAAAUGAAACUACAUGCUGCUGACAAAACAGACAAGGCAAAACACAUGGGACUUUUAUUUUUUUUUUAUGACAGAAAAGAGGUUUUUGUUCCUACAAAAUGACUCACACCUGCUACCUAUGACGUCUGAGUUGUCUCUCAUUUCCUUCUAAAUUAAUCCAAUGAAAUUCAACAUCUACAUUUUUUUUUAACAAUUCCAUUUCCUCAACUUCCACAUAAACUUGAUACUUUACACAUAGUUGCUGUCAAAUUGAGUGGCUGGUGUAAGUUCAAAUGUGGAAAUGACAAAAUACUCUCCUAUUGUAAUCAUUUGUUAAAAUGAAAAUAGGCAUUUUGUAUUACGUUAGUUUUAUUCUCAUUCCCAGUGAAGCUUUAAAUCAAUUGUCUUCUGAGUUAAUGUUUUAAAAAUCCAACUC
This is a messenger RNA of Poecilia latipinna (sailfin molly), 1637 nucleotides long. RefSeq names its product dynein light chain Tctex-type 2B (gene dynlt2b). NCBI's taxonomy places the organism in Eukaryota, Metazoa, Chordata, Actinopteri, Cyprinodontiformes, Poeciliidae. The coding region runs from base 101 to 466 and encodes 121 amino acids. The record is from RefSeq and is a predicted model, not a curated record. The transcript is spliced from 5 exons. Gene Ontology annotation, cellular component: cytoplasm; cytoplasmic dynein complex. Gene Ontology annotation, biological process: microtubule-based movement. Gene Ontology annotation, molecular function: dynein intermediate chain binding.